Molecule: messenger RNA, 525 nt
Organism: Ostreobium quekettii
Lineage: Eukaryota; Viridiplantae; Chlorophyta; Ulvophyceae; Bryopsidales; Ostreobiaceae
Source: the annotation of a GenBank genome assembly
AUGGGAAUUCGCAAGCACAUGAACGAGUCCCUCUUUGACCAGCUGCCAGUUUUGAAAGAUCUCGAAAGGAGACUGGAUGAGCUUGCCCUGUGUGCAGAGCAACCAUCUGGUGACGUCCAGAACGCCCGCCUUAUUCUUGAGCAGGUCCCCAGGGUCCGCGAGCAGCUCUUGCACAGACAAGAUUGGGAAGAAGUUGCCACAAACCAACAGUACCUGCACUUCGGAGAAGACGGUGAAAACAUGGAAGCAGAGCGCAUGCAAUCCAUGCUCAAAUAUCUGGAUUUCAUGUGCAACAUGGAGCCCGGAACUAAGAAGGGCGACUCCGGGCGCUCUUCUUCGCUGCCUGUAGUUAAGGUGGAAGUGAGGAGAAGAGAACAAGGGCAGCUCUGGACGCGGUUUUCUGAGUACUCCUUCGAGGUCGACAGCGAAAAGGACCCAGAGCCACUGGAGCUGUCUUCCCAGAAUGGCUUGAACAUGGUUGGCUCGACGGUCGUGCAAGCGCGAACUGCCUGUGGCGCUCGCUGA